UAUGGACAAAAGACAUACAAAUAGUUCGACCGAGUCUUGGAUUAACAGAUAAGAUCGUUUUAAUAUUAAGAAAAAAGUUGAUAGUGGGACGUUUAUUCGCAUAAAAUGUUGGCUACCUAAAUUCACUUUUUUCAAAUUUCUAUAGAGUUCAUGAAAUCUUUUAUUACGACCUACUUUCUUAAACUUUCUUUUCAAUAGUAUGAAAAUCACAUUUACUUUAUGGUGCAAAGAGAAUACAAAUACCUGAGACAAAUACUACGUAAGAUUAUGGUGUUUAAUGUCAUGUUCGGCUAGAAAAUGAAUUAAUAAUAAUUCAAAGAUUUGUUAAAAUGUUUAUGUUUACCGACAUAAUUUGAAGUCAACAUUUUAGUCGAUGUGGUUAGAAUAGUACCUAAGUAUGUUUCCAGUAUCUAUAAGAAAACUAUUGAAGAUGUUAUAUCUACGAGGUGUUUUUACAAAAUGCGAAGGAAUACCCCUAUCACUGAAUGAGUGUUUAGACUCGGUCCCAGAUUCGCGUUGGAGAUAUAGAAGAUUGAUAUUAUUAAUGACUACAAUACUAGUAUGCCUCUACAUAAUUGUCUAUCACAAAAAUAAUCAAGAUAUUGUAGGACAACGUCUAUUCUCAAUGAUAAUUAUUAAUCGACAGAAAGGCAACAUGGUCAAGAGCACUACUUUCAACAUUAAUGUUGGCAAAGUAUUAACUCCUAAUGUUCUAUACUCUCAAUCCGUCGACGAAAGCAAAAAUGAAAGCAAUUUCAUUCCUAUUACGAUAUCAAUAAAGUCUGAAGAUGUAUUUCAGAUGACUAAUAAAGCUAGAAAUACAUCGGCUGUUAAUUUAGACGUACCUCAUAAAAACAAUGAAAUACAAUUAUUCACUAUAACAAACAACGAUUUGCCUGUUUGUCGAGGAAUAGUAAAACGAAAUGGAAAGGAGGAGCAGAAAAAAAAUUCAAAGAAAUCAAUAGACAAAUUGUUCUCUGCAGUGCAAAUGGGUGGGUAUUUCUAUCCGAAAAAAUGUCAUUCAAGACACAAGGUUGCGAUUUUAGUACCUUAUCGAAAUCGCGAAAGAAAUUUAUAUAUAUUCACACACUAUAUGCAUCCAUUUUUGAUAAAACAAGAGCUGGAAUAUAGAAUAUUUAUUAUUGAACAGGCUGGGUGGGAGUCAUUCAAUAGAGGGAAGUUGUUCAACAUCGCCUUUGUGGAGGUUAUGAAGUACAACGACUGGCACUGCGUAGUGCUACACGACGUGGACUUACUGCCGCAGAGCGAUGCGAUUUUCUACACAUGUCCAACGUAUCCCCGGCACAUGGUCGGCACUGUUGUUGAGAAAGCCCAUCUAACAUACGCUCAAUACCACACUUUCUUCGGUGGUGUGUCGGCUUUAUCUGUGCAGCAUUAUAGACAAAUAAACGGCUUCUCGAAUCUGUAUUGGGGAUGGGGCGGCGAGGACAACGAUAUGUACUGGAGAAUUCUUUCUGCAAGGCUGCCCAUGGUAAGAUAUAACAAGACAGUCGCUCAAUACAAAUCUUUACCGCAUGCGGGGCAACCCAGGAAUCAUUAUAGAUAUCACCUAUUAAAAUUUGCUGCGUCGAGAUACAAAAAGGACGGUCUAUCGAACCUAGUGUAUAAAGUGAUUUGGACCAGGUAUCACCAUCUCUACACUCAUAUUCUGGCUGAUGUGAAUCCUUUGAAGGAAAACAUUACUAAAGUAUACAGAAAAAUGUUUCAUUCAUUUAAAUUAACGUAACCAUUGAUCUUUUGAUACGGAUAUUAUAUGCCAAUACUCCAUUUAAUAGUAAAUAAUAUAUAUAAGUGAUUUCUUAAGCAA
Messenger RNA from Manduca sexta (tobacco hornworm), 1828 nucleotides. Its product is annotated as beta-1,4-N-acetylgalactosaminyltransferase bre-4. Gene Ontology annotation, biological process: carbohydrate metabolic process; glycosphingolipid biosynthetic process. The record is from RefSeq and is a predicted model, not a curated record. Gene Ontology annotation, molecular function: N-acetyl-beta-glucosaminyl-derivative 4-beta-N-acetylgalactosaminyltransferase activity. NCBI's taxonomy places the organism in Eukaryota, Metazoa, Arthropoda, Insecta, Lepidoptera, Sphingidae. The transcript has 10 exons. The coding region runs from base 398 to 1747 and encodes 449 amino acids.